Oryza sativa Japonica Group (Japanese rice) is the source of this 832-nucleotide messenger RNA. RefSeq lists its product as uncharacterized. The record is from RefSeq and is a predicted model, not a curated record. NCBI's taxonomy places the organism in Eukaryota, Viridiplantae, Streptophyta, Magnoliopsida, Poales, Poaceae.
CCGCUUUUCUCUUCCUCGUCUUCUUCUCCGGCGAGCUCGACGGGCCGCGCCGCCGCAUCGGCCGCAGUCGACGGGAUGGACGGGCAGGGGGCGUGGAGGGGUGGGGCUUCUGCUUCCUCCAGGAUAUCGUACAAGAACGCCACCGUCGCGGUGUGCGCAAUCAACCUCCUCGCGUGCGCUCUCCUCUUCCGCAACUACUACUCGUCCUGGCCGCGCAUCGCCGGCGACCACCAGUUCGAUUCUGCUCAGCUACGGUUUAUAUGGGAGUCGGAAGAGUUACGUCGUGCUAUGGAGCCUGUGGAUUUGAUCAGGAGAGUGAAGGAAAUCGAACAAGAAGCUUAUGGUGAGCAUGGCAUGAUGACACAAGAAGAUGCCAAGCAGACAGCUGCUGUUGAUGCAUCAAAAAGGUUGCAAGAUUUAAGGGCAGGGAAUGAUGGUAGCAGCCAAAAAGCUCUUGAGGAAUGGCGCAAACGGAAGAUGGAGCGUGCGAGGCAGCGGGCGAUUGAAAAGAACGGGACCUCAUCAGCUGCGAAAACGCGAUGAAUUGGGAGGUAGCUAUUGCUGCACAUCACCUUUGGGGGUGUCCUGGAGCUGCUGCUGUACGUGGGGUGGUCUCCUGGUGUCUGUAAAAUUUCUUGUACAUCGUGUUGUUGUUGUUGUCUAGAUCCAUUUUUUAUUCUUCUGUUUCUCUAGUAAAAGACCAACUGGGUAGAAAAAAAAAUUAAAGCUCAUCUUUUUCGACCACUCUUUCUUGUUUUCGUGCUUACUAUUGUGACUUGUGAUAUCUGUCCGUUGAACCAUUUGCGGUAAAGAAUUGCACUCCCAUUGUUUA